Molecule: messenger RNA, 3872 nt
Organism: Tupaia belangeri chinensis (Chinese tree shrew)
Lineage: Eukaryota; Metazoa; Chordata; Mammalia; Scandentia; Tupaiidae
Gene: IPMK
Product: inositol polyphosphate multikinase
Exons: 6
Coding region: 164-1423 (419 amino acids)
Biological process (GO): inositol phosphate biosynthetic process
Cellular component (GO): nucleus; cytoplasm
Molecular function (GO): inositol tetrakisphosphate kinase activity; inositol-1,4,5-trisphosphate 3-kinase activity
Source: RefSeq, a predicted model, not a curated record
GCGGCGUCAUGGGCCCCCUCCCCGGGCCUCAGCGGGCACCAGCCGCGGGAACCCCCGGGCCUCCUCGCGGCCGAGCCUGAGCGACCCCCGGAUUCUCCGGCGCCCCCUCCCUCCGCCCUAUAUUUUCCUACUCUCGCCGCCGCUACCCGUUCUGCUCUCCGUUAUGGCAACGGAGCCGCCAUCCCCCCUCCAGAUGGAGGCUCCCUGCCCCGCAGAAAUGCGGACCCCACCGGCGAGCGAGGAUGCCCCCGAGGGCACCCCGCAGCCGGCGGGCGGCAGGCUGCGCUUCCUCAACGGCUGCGUACCCCUCUCGCAUCAGGUGGCCGGGCACAUGUACGGGAAGGACAAAGUGGGUAUACUGCAACAUCCCGAUGGCACGGUUUUGAAACAGUUACAGCCACCUCCAAGGGGUCCAAGAGAGCUGGAAUUCUAUAAUAUGGUAAGUGAGGUUUAUGCUGCUGAUUGUAGUGAUUGUGUUCUUCAAGAGCUACGACGAUAUUUGCCAAAAUAUUAUGGCAUCUGGUCACCUCCCACUGCACCAAACGAUUUGUACUUAAAACUGGAAGAUGUGACCCAUAAAUUUAAUAAGCCCUGUAUAAUGGAUGUAAAGAUAGGGCGAAAAAGCUAUGACCCUUUUGCCUCACCUGAGAAGAUCCAGCAACAGGUCAGCAAGUAUCCAUUGAUGGAAGAGAUUGGGUUCUUGGUGCUUGGCAUGAGGGUUUAUCAUGUUCAUUCUGAUAGCUAUGAGACACAAAACCAACAUUAUGGAAGAAGCUUAACAAAAGAAACUAUAAGGGAUGGAGUCUCCAGGUUUUUUCAUAAUGGGUUCUGCUUAAGAAAAGAUGCAAUUACUGCCAGUAUUCAGAAGAUUGAGAAAAUUCUGCAGUGGUUUGAAAACCAGAAGCAGCUUAACUUUUAUGCAAGUUCAUUACUGUUCGUUUAUGAAGGUUCAUCUCAGCCAACCACUACAAAAUUGAAUGACAGAACUUUGGCAGAAAAGUUUUUGUCCAAAGGACAACUGUCAGACACAGAACUACUGGAGUACAAUAAUAACUUUCACAUGCUAAGCUCCACAGCAAAUGGAAAAAUAGAGACUUCAGUAGGCAAAAGCUUGUCCAAGAUGUAUGCUCGUCACAGGAAGUUGUAUUCAAAAAAGCAUCACAGUCAAACUUCAUUGAAAGUUGAAAAUACGGAGCAAGACAAUGGGUGGAAAAGCUUGUCACAGGAACAUUUAAACGGAAAUGUACUUUCCCAACUGGAAAAAGUUUUCUACCAUCUUCCCACUGGUUGCCAAGAGAUUGCAGAAGUAGAAGUGCGAAUGAUAGAUUUUGCUCAUGUGUUCCCUAGCAACACAAUAGAUGAGGGAUAUGUUUAUGGGCUAAAACAUUUAAUCUCUGUACUUCGAAGUAUUUUAGACAAUUGAAUCCUUUGCAGCAGUCUUUGGAAGGGGUGGGCCAAUCGUUAUGAAGAGCAGCAGUCAGUAGCUCUGCACUUGUAAUGCUGUGUAAAAAUUUGUAUUGUGAGUUAUUUUAUUUGUCUUAAUACUUUUGGUAGAAAGGUUAACUUUUUUAUAAUCUUACUCAGGAAAACUAAUUAUUUGUUCAUUAUAAAGCUAUGAAGAAUAAAGAAACUUAGGAAUGUUAAACAGGGAAUGUGGUGGUACAUGGCUUCAACAUCUAUUUGGCUCAAGCAAAAUAUAAACCAUUAUUCAGUCAUUAAAGAGUUUAGUUGGCUUUCUGUAGCCAGUUUGUCAUAAAAUCUUUGUCCACCCAACCUUGACGAUGAGCCAUAGUUAAACUAUUGUAUUAUUAAAACACCUACAAAAAUCUAGAAAGCACAGGUUGAUGUUCUUAGUAUUACUCUGGAGUUAUUAAAACUGGAGAAAAUUCUACUUCAGGAAUAUGUACUGUUUAGGUUUUAUAGUAAAAGUUCAGACCAGCAUACUAAAAGGUGCUUCUUAGUGAAAUGAUUCAGAAUUGUUACAUUCCAAAAGCAGAUUUUUUCCCUUCUUUUAUUAUAUAUACAUUUCAAAAUAUUAUACUUAAUGAAAAGGUAAUUGAAAUAGACAGCAGCAGCAACGAAAAUCUUGAAAUUGAGGGCACUAAUUAUUCUUACCAAGGUUAGGAGAAAAGAAAGUUAUUUUCAAGGAAUAAGACAUUUUCUUUUAAAAUCUUUGAUUUAUGAAAAACUUGAAAUACCUGUUUCAUACAAUGUAAGGAGUGUCACAAAAGUACAUGCUACCUUUUUCUCUAUCUGCAGCUUCAAAAAGGUAGAUGAUUCAAACUUAGUUCUCUUAAGUUUUGAGAAUUUUUUUCUUUAAAAUUCAUCUAUGUCCCCAUUUAAAUAGUAGCAAAUGUGUGUUGUUAAAAGUAAUGUUUCUUAGAAUUCAGUGAAGCAAUGAAAGACAAUACCGAAUUAUGUUUUACCAAAACUCUUCUGUAUAAAUUAGUGCAUAAUGUAUGUAGGUGUGUAUUUACAUCCUUGCUUUUACACUCUUACUCAUAGCAGUUUUAUAUCAUACUCAACUGAGAAAUUAUAAUUUAAUUCAUGGGGGCAGUGGCAAUGUUAAUUUUCCUGGAAAAAUUAGAUUUUUAAGUGUUAUCUUUGAUUGAUCCCCACUUCUUUUUGUUUGUUUUAUUUCUUCUUGGGGUGGGGAGAGAGAGCCAGGCAUCUCCACCAGGGCCAUAUGCUAUGAUUUACCCCUUGACUCAGCUGCCUUGGAUGAUAGGCAUGCUCGCCUGGCAUGCCCAGAGAGGUCCCAGGAUGUGAACCCAGGACCUUUCCUACGUGAGUCCAGUUGUGUUACUGCCAUGCCACCACCAGAUCUGACACUCAUCACCUUUUUAAAAAAUGACUAAUGAUGUCAUUGAAAACAUUUAGAACUUUGGAAUUAAAUUUGCAAAUACUUUCGCUAUUAUGCUGUCAUCAUUUGCACUUUGAUUCACUAACAAACAACACAUCUAAAUGACCAGUUUUCCCAUAUUCCUGGAAAAUGUUUUGUACUUGUAAAUCGUUAGACCUUUUUCCUCCCUUUUUUACUUUUACAAAUUAAACUUUUAAAUCCAAGCACCUUUUUUGUAGUUAGAGAAAAGUAUAAAAAUUUUGUGUUUAUCUUAACCUUCUUAGUCCUCUCUGAGGGUACUUUGCAAAUACCCAAGUCCAAACGUAAGUACCAGAUCCCUAUGAAUUUCAUGCUUGGUAACUCUGUCAAACCAGAAUAAUGUUAAAAUAUAUAUGCAUUUUGUUAUAGCAUAAUUUGAUUGUUUUUAAUUUUUUAUUUAGAAUCAGCUAAGUAUUUUUCACAGGGACUUCAUGUUUUUCUAUUCUUCCCAGAUGGGUAUUGACUAUAGUUGUUUUGAGGUUUUUUUUUUUGUUUGUUUUGUUUUUUUAAGUAGAAUUUCCAGUCAUAACAAAAUGUUUAGUUUUAUGUUUUUUCAUAAAUAUGGACUUUGGCUGUUAUUAUUUACAUAGUGAUUCAGUAAUUCUUAAGCUCAGAAAAUUAAACACUAUUUUGAAUCUUAAUGAGACAAGAGGCGCUUUUUUGGUGUGUGUGGGGUAGCAUUGGCCCAUCUAUAAUGAAUUUAAUAAACUUAAAUAUUACCAAAUUUUUUGCACAUUUUAGCAUAAUGAAGUCUGAAUCAGCUGUUCCAGAUUUUCUUUAUCUAUAUAUGGAAAUAUAGUUUAAAAAGUCAGUGUCUAUCUUUUUGACGCUCAUGUUUUGUUUUAAUAAAACAAGCGCUUUAUCUUUUGUUUUUCAGGGAAGGGAUUAACAUUUAAUUCUGUUUACAUUUUUUAUCACUGUUAUCCAAUAUCCAUUUUAUAUUACUUUAUAAGUAAGCUUCCAUUUAAUAGACUUAAGUAUCUUUAGUAAU